AUGGCUUCUUUCAAGGAAUCCCUCUCCUCCACGCCCUCAAGACCCAUCAGCCAUACCACGCCUCCUCUCCGCCAAUCCAAUGGCCGUCACCAUUCCCACUCCGUCUCCCUCGGCGCCGUUAACAUCAAUCACCGUGUCACCCGCCGAAAAAGCAUGACCUCCGCCGCUGCCAGCAGUGCCGCAACUGCCGCCGCCGUCGCAGUGGCUAUGGGAGAGUCUCCUAGCUCUGCUGCACUAUCCACAUCCUCCUCCCACCUCCAUCACCAUCGACGAGCCCUGAACACUCGAAAGGCCGUCGAAUCCACCUCCAUGGGUGCUUCGUCAGGCUUUGCCUCCUACCUCGCCCGCAAUGCCACCCAAGACGCUACCCCGGCACGCAAGAAUUCCCCCAACUCCAUUGACGAAAAUACUGCCGUGGAAGAUGUUUCCCCCCUUGCUGGCGGUACUGGUGCGGGGAACAAUAGCAGCAGCAGCAUCAGCAACGGUAAACCUAUUACAGCUGCUUGA
Messenger RNA from Histoplasma mississippiense, 507 nucleotides. RefSeq lists its product with no specific name. NCBI's taxonomy places the organism in Eukaryota, Fungi, Ascomycota, Eurotiomycetes, Onygenales, Ajellomycetaceae. The transcript is spliced from 3 exons. The record is from RefSeq and is a predicted model, not a curated record. Bases 1 to 507 code for a protein of 168 amino acids.